GCUUGUCUUGUGACAAUGUCGAGCCGAGAGGAACUCACAACGCGAUCUGUUUUAAUCACAGGCCUCCCGGGCAAUGUUAAUGUCUGGGAGUUUGUGAAUGCUUACUUAUCUCAGAUUGGUAUCCAAACGUCAGCUGAAACUGUGGACUAUGUCGGUGAACCCGAAGAGAGCCAGGGCAAGCGCGGAUAUGUUGUGUUACUUAAAUCAAAGAUCGAUGCACGCAAGAUACUGGCCGAGCACCUGAUGGCAGAGUGUAGGUACGAGGGAGGCGUGUCGACAAUAUCGGCGGUGAGGUGUCCCGACGAGCUCAUACCCGAACCUUGGCUGGAAGAUCCUCCACGUUACAACACGGUAUCUCCAGGCCAUGGAUCAAAUUCCCCAUGUCAGACACCUGGUAGUGGGUAUCUGACGCAUCUGCCAACUAGAGAUCAUCCGACUGCUGGCCAAUCCUCUCAGGUAUCUCCAGAGACACCUAGAAUUCCCCAAGGCCCAAGACUGCAACAAGUCGAAUUUACACAGAACAUGCAUCAAGGACCUGCUCGACAGAUGCACCCAGUAGGUCCUUCACAGAACAUCCAGACAGGCUUUCCUGGGAUAUAUCCAUACCCUGACACUGUACAGCAAUACUAUAAUGCCCCUUGGAAUCUCCCGCAAAACCCGCAACACCCACAACACCCACAACACCCACAACACCCACAACACCUACAACACCUUCAACACACGCAAAAUGCUCAAGCAACUGGACCCCCUCAAUAUGGCAAUCCUGGGAGAUUUCCACAACCAGAUCAAAAUAACUAUUUCCCAUACCCAUGUGGUACCUAUCCACCACACCAACCACAUUCAACACAGGGUCAGCUCUACCAAUUUCCAAUACAAGGUGAACCAUACCAAAGUCCAACACCAGGUCAACCAUACCAACGUCCAAAUCAACCCCAGGCAUACCAUCAUCCACCGCUCCAACCAUACUAUCAAGAACCCUAUCCACCAACUGAACAAUAUCCACCAGGAAGCUACCCAGGAGCUCAAAACUACCAACAAGGACGCCAAAUGCAUCCACAGGGUUCGCCUUCUCCCCACCAAUUGUUUGGGGCACAUCUCAAAGAGCAGACAUAUCCUUCAACAAUACCCAGUCAACAACGAUCUGCCUCUGAACACCCAGGUCCGAAACCUAUCCAGGACUCACAGAAACAGGAUGAACUGAAGCGUAGAGGCACACCAGAGGACUGUCCCACCAUCCUGGAAGUGAAAGGUAUACUGCCCUCUACGACUGAGGAUAGUGUGAAGCUGUAUUUUGAAAACAGGCGGAGAAGUGGUGGAGGAGAGGGAGAGGUAGUUAAGGUGGAUAUGAAGAAGGGGAAGAACAAGGCUCUGGUCUUCUUCAAAGAUCCUGAAACUGCAGAACGUAUCCUCAAAAUAAAGUCCCAUCUGAUUAACAAACAACGUGUGGAGGUUUUGGCUUACACGGAACCCCCCUGCCAUACGUCCGCUGCUGCUGAUGAUGAUGAUGAUGACGAUGAUGAAGACGAUGAAGACGAUGAAGAUGAUGACAAACAAGAACAGAGAACUAUUGAAGUCCGGGGAUUUAAACCUAAUACAAACCCUGAAACUCUGGAAUUUUACUUUGAAAACACUAAUAGAAGUGGAGGCGGAACGGUGACAGGAAGUGAAAGGAAGGAUGAUGUCAUCUUCAUUACGUUUGAGUCUCCAGAAGUGGUCCAAAAAGUACUGAAAAGGAAACACAAGGUCGAUGGAGCAAAUCUGACACUGAAGUUACAUCGCCCAAUACCUUGCUACAAGAACAGGUUUCUUGUGACUGGCGUGAGCAGCACAACUAACAAGGAGAACUUACAGCUCUUUAUGGAAGCAUGGGCACAUGGAAGCAUCGUUACUGAAGUCCUGUAUGGGGAAGAGCCCGGGAAAGCAUUGGUAACUUUUGAGGAUCACAAUAUCCCUGACUUCGAAAGAGUGCAACAAGAGUGCAGGAGAAGGAAGCUUGAAGGACAACACAUCGUGGUUCAUAAAGUACCUGUAUGUGACAGUGUGGUUGUAAGGGGGCUGAAGGCAGAGUGUACUGAAGACACUGUGCAAUUAUACUUUGAAAAUAAAAGAUCUGGCAACACCGAUGGAAUCCCAGCUACAGCCUCCUUGCACAAUGGUGAUGGGUAUUGCAUUGUCAAGUUUGAGGAUUAUAGAGCCAUAGAUAAAAUCCUUCCAAAGCAACACACGAUUGAUGGUGCAAAACUGACUGUGACGCUUUACAUGGAAUGUCUUGGACUAGGCAGUGAGGAUACGGAUGGAUCUUGGUACACACAACCAAAACCAUUUACUGUUCAAAACCUUGACGGAACCAAAUGUAGGUUUCUGCAAACCUCAAAGACCGAUGAGAAGGAGCUGAAACGGAGACUGAAAGAGCGACAUGCCGAAAUCAGGUGGCUCUCUGACUUUUCUGCAACGAUGACAUGCACGCUCAACGAGGAUGCCCCAAAUUCUGUCAAGGUAGCAAAAUCUUGGAAAAAAGACACAGAGGACUUUCUGAAAGGUUUUAUUGAUCAAUUUAAAACUGAAGAAUUUACAACCCUUGAACAGAUGUGGGGGGAUGUGAAGAAGAAUUUGACCGAUAUCCCCAAGUCAAAGUCUGUUCUCGUGAAAACGUCUGAUGCAGAACAUAAGGUCACAGUAGUCGGACAUGCCAGAGAGGUACAGCAAGUCGGUACCAAAGUGAAGGAAACUGUAGAAGGCGUAGAGAACGAAUUCAGAAGAAAACAGAAGGAGAUUACUGAGCCGAUCAAAACUUUGAAGCCACUUCAGCUCCAGCUCCUUAUGAUGGAUGGCUAUGUAGCAGAUAUUGAGAAGCGGUAUCCUACAUAUUUGAACGUGACUGUCGAUGUCGAACAUAACGAGAUAAUUUUCAAAGGUCAAGUGAACGAAAUCAACGAGUGUAAAGUUUUAAUGUAUGAGAGAUGUACAAGUUACAGUUCACACAGACUUACACUUUCCCAGGGACUGGUUUCCUUUCUAGAUCAAAAGGACGUGAAGGCUAUGGUCAUGAACAAACUGAAGGAUAAGAAGAUCACUGGAGUAUGGGAUAUUGAAAGCAAAAAUGAAACUGUAAUUGUCAUGGCAACGACGGAAGAAAAUGGUGCUGCUCUAGGGCGAACGCUCAAAGAGAUGAUCGUAGAGCAUCAUGAGCCAAUUGAUGAAGAAAAUACCUCCCUUUUGUCUACUGAGAAGUGGGCAGCCUUUCAAAAAGCAGCAGUGGCGAGAUAUGGCAGUUUUGUUAGUCUGAACAUUGACCGGAAGGCCUCCCAUGUUGUAAUUGUUACCUUUGACAACACAAUUAAUGAAAUCAAAGAGGAGGUUCGCAACUUUAUCCUACAGAACUCGGUGUAUAGGCAGAUAGUGAAAAUGCCCAGCCCAGUCUACAGAUUCCUAUGUGUGUAUAGAGAAGGUGAGCUCAUUGAUAUUAGUCAUGACAUGGUGAAACACAGUGGCAAACUGGACUACAAAUCGACACCACAACAGAUAACAGUUCGUGGCUGCCAGGAAGCCCUUACCAAAGCUGUGCAGGAUUUGACAAGUCUUGCAGAGAAAGUCAUUAAUAAGAAACAUACCCUCAGGAAGGCUGGGAUCGGAAGGUUCAUCAAUUCAGAUAUUUGGAAGAGAGGCAUUCUCUCAACAGAGAAAGAGAGUCGAUGUAUCAUAGAAACGUCAUUUGAUGAAUCAGUCAAAGUGAGAGUCGAAACGAUUGGCGUAAUACCUGCCUCAGUCUCGUCUUCACCACAGGGUAGAAACCCAACUGGGACCAGAGUUAUCGCUAGCUGUGACAUAGACUCGAAAAGAAGGAUUGAUGUUGUCAAAGGUGACAUCACAGCUAUGGAGGUUGACGUCAUCGUCAAUGCAGCUAACACCAGGUUAGAUCACAUUGGAGGAUUGGCAAAAGCCAUAGCAGAUAAAGGUGGACCUACAAUUCAACAGGAGAGUGAUGAAGACACUAAGAACAAGGCUUUGAGAGCGGGGGAUGUUGUAACUACUGGUGCAGGACGUCUCCCCUGUAAAAUGGUUGCCCAUGCCGUCGGUCCGUGUUGGUCAGGUGGUCAUGCUGGAGAGGAAAGAGACCUGAAAGAUGCCAUCAUGUUAAGCAUGGAGAAAACAGACAGACAUGGAUACAAGUCUAUUGCGUUACCUGCCCUUAGUGUUGGAAUAUUUCGGUACCCAGGCAAUCUUGCUACAAGGCACAUUGUUGAGGCCAUUAAGAAAUUCUUCACUCUGGAGAGUCCAAACAGCGGCGUGACGAAUGUGUACCUGAUUGACAUGAACGGGAAAACCACCCAGCUGUUCGCCGAGGCUCUACAGUUCGUGUUUAGUGAUCGAAGAGUGGCGCUGACACAGAGCAACAAUACAACUGAUUUACGCCCUCCAAUAGCUACAAAACCCAAACCAGUCACUGGUGGUGUCCGUCAAAAAGCAUCUUCACACAGCAAAGUGACAAUUGUCAAAGGCGAAAUUGCGAAACAAAAAGCUGAUGCUAUCAUAAACUCAACGUCCAACAACCUUGAUCUUAACAACGGAGCUGUGUCCAAGUCGAUCCUGAAAGCUGCAGGGAACACAAUACAGGAUGAGCUGUCAGUGAAGUAUCCCCAAGGAAUAAAGCCGGGAGAUGUUGCUGUCAGUUCUGGGGGAGACUUGGGAUGUCGUGUGUAUCAUGCCUGUCUGUCCACUGCAAGUGCCUCUAGUUCUGAUGUUCUUCAGAAUAUCAUUCUGAAGUGUUUGCAAACAGCUUCUGAUGACGGAUGCCGAACCAUUGCCUUCCCAGCCCUAGGUACAGGGAACCUGGGCUAUGCACCUGACUUCGUGGCUCAGACUAUGUACACAGUUGUCAAUAACUUUCAAGAGAGAAGCACCGCACUGGAAGAAGUUCGAGUAGUGAUUUAUCCAUCAGACAAACAAGUCAUCCAGGCCUUUGAACAGUAUAAAAGACAAAUGGAGACAGGAGAGAUAACUGAGCCAGCAGUUGGGAUAAAGGAUCGCCGUUCUUUCUUUGAACAACUGAACACUGAAGAUUCAUGGGUAUCCGAGACUGAAUCGGACGGACUUCAGAUUGGACGGCUCAACGUUCAGAUCAAACAAGGGGACAUAACCAAGGAGGACGCUGACUGCAUCGUCAACAGUACAAACCCUGAGCUGGACCUACAAAGAGGUGCUGUGUCCGUAGCUAUCGCCACAGCAUGCGGAAAAGACAUGACGUCACAGUGCAAAAUGAAAGUGUACGAAAUGAGGCAGAACGGUGUUGUCAGCACGACAGCGAAAGGUCUGAAGUGUAGCUACGUCCUACAUGUGGCGGGGGACCAUUUUGGCAAUGACUGGAAGAAAGUUGUCCUCACAUGUUUGAGAGAGGCAGACGAAUUGGGUGAUGCGCGCUCGAUUGCCCUUCCGGUCCUUGGAACAGGUGCUGGUCACGUCAACCCUCAAGAAAUAUCCGAGAUCAUGGUUCAUGCCUUUGCCGAGUUCGAGCCUCAAGCAUCCAACCUGACAGAUGUACGGGUGGUUGUGUUCCAGAAGUCAAUGUUCCUCACAGUUUCGUCUCAGAUGAAGGAAUCAGUGAAAUCAUUGAAUCAACAAUCCACCAUACGAACACCUAAAACAGAAGGUCCCUGGAGCGCCUCCGCCGGCUCUGGUAGCAUACAGUUUGGAAAUAUUACAGUGCAAAUGAAACAAGGGGACAUAACAGAAGAAGACACAGACUGUAUCGUGAACAGCACCAACAUGGAACUGGACCUGAAGAAAGGUGCUGUCUCAAGUGCUAUCAGGAAAGUAUGUGGCAAAGAUAUGGAGUCGCAGUGUGCAAAGAAAGUUGAUGACAUGAGACAGCAUGGCGUUAUCAGCACGACAUCCAAAGGUCUGAAGUGUAAAUACGUCAUCCAUGUGACCGGGCACCAUUUCGGCAAUGACUGGAAGAAAGUGGUCCUCAGCUGUCUGGAAGAGGCAGAAAAACUGCGUGAUGCACAGUCAGUAGCAUUCCCUUUGCUGGGAACAGGCAUCGGUAAUAUACAGCCUGAGGAUAUUGCCAAGCGUAUGUCACAAGCAUUUGCUGAGUUCGGACCUCAGGCUGUUAACAUCAGCGAUGUUCGAGUAGUUGUAUUCCAGGAAGCAAUGUUAAAACCAUUUGCUGCAAUGGUGAAACACUCGGCAGACACAGGAGGAAUACAACAGGCACAAUCUAUCAUUACAAGAGGCACCACUUCGACAGGGAGGGUUGAUCUCUUCUUCUUCUCUGACCAAUCAGACAACAUAGCCAAUGGUAUAAGGAACCUGGAAGCACUAUGCAAGGAGGAAUGGAUUACAGAGACAUCACAGGACCAAGUGAUAACAAAACUAACAGACCAUCAGAUUGACUCCUUGCAUAAACGCUUUGAUGUGGAGCUAAGAGUCGACAGAAACAAAGGAGCUAUAGAACUGACAGGACUGAGAGGUGAGGUUGGGCUUGCCACAGGAAAGGUUUUUCAAUACCUACGUGACAUUGAGAAGGAGGAGAGCGAAACAGAAAAGGCGACCCUACUCUCUCGAACAAUACAGUGGGCCUAUUUCGAGAAAGACAGUCCUUCCGAUAAGAAGGACUUUGGUAAGAAGGAAAAUGCAGCAAUCGAAGAGGCAUUUACAGACAAUAAGAAGUCGUGCAAGGUACCUUUCAUGAAGACCAAUAUCGAUAUCGACUUUUCGUCCUUGGAGGGAACAGCAGCAAAGAAAACAUACAAUGUCAUGCGAAGAGACCUUUUGCAGGAGGCCAAACAAUCAAUAUUUGACCUACCUCCGAGCUGGCAGAAAAUGGCGGAUGAUGUUAAUAUUGAGUGUUUUCAAGUCGCAGCUGGCGGUGAAGAGUUUAAGAUGGUUGAACAAACGUUCAUGUCAACUAUCAAAAACAGCAAAGCCAAGGUUCUUCAGGUGACUCGCAUUCAGAACAGAUCUCUGUACCAGCAAUAUGCGGCAAAAAGGAAGCAACUUGAGAAGCAGAACCCCCAGGGUACCAAGAAUGAGGCAUGGCUGUGGCACGGUACCAGCACAGAUGCUAUAGGCAGCAUCAAUGCACAUGGGUUCAACAGAAGCUAUUGUGGGAAAAAUGCCACCCACUACGGCCAAGGAGUGUAUUUCGCUGUUAAUGCCAAAUAUUCUGCCCGAGAUACAUACUCAAGACCGGACGCACAAGGGCAGAAAUACUUGUACCUGGUUCGAGUCUUGAUUGGUGAAUAUACUUUGGGGAAACGUGGGAUGAGAGUUCCACCGUCCAAGACAGGAAGCACUGGCACUGAGCUGUAUGACUCGGUCGUGAACGAUAUUAACAAUCCUGGCAUGUACGUUGUGUUCAAUGAUACACAGGCAUACCCAGAUUAUCUGGUCACAUUCCAACCUUGAAGUGGUGUAAAUGUGUUGACAAGUUUGUAUUUGUUAGAAACCACUUGUGUUGAAGUUGUAUGUAACCUUUCAGAAAAGUUAGAAGAAUCAAUAUUUUAUUUGCAAUUUUUGAAUAUCUCACACACAUUAGUAAUUCCGUGAGCAGCAGCGCUCGAAGCUGUACAUGUAUUGUUGUAAGUCAGUAUGGUUUUACGUGUUUAUUGAAAUAGUAUCACAUUUAUCUCGCUGCAAAUAUUUUCUUAUUUCAAAGUGUAGUUGUAGUAAUAGUAGUAUUUUGUAUAUUUUGAAAUCAUAUACAUCACGUACCUUUGCUAAAUACAGGCGCCGUGUUUGUGAGGUUGAAGACUCAAUCAUAAGAAAUUUCACAAAAUGAGUAAUGUGUUCAGUAUAAAAUGCACACUCCGGCGCAGUGGUGACUCAGCUAAUUUGCAUAUCACGUGACCGGACUUUUCUCUUGUUUGUAAACAAACGCGCUUUUUCAGAAAUCAGUAUAGAACGGACUAAUGCAAGUAUUUGGGGGCGCUUUACAUAUUGUUUUGCAUAAUUAUAUAGAUAUGCUACUACAACUGCGACAGUGAGUUGCAUGACAAUAUAUAUAUUUAUACAUAAAAGUGAUAUAUCGCUAUAGCUCUCCUUACGCAAAGAAAAGUAGAUUUUCACGUAUUAGGAUACUUUCUUAAUGAACCGUUACCAUUCUUUGACAUUUGUUUAUGAAAAUGUGUAGACUUGUCAAACAAGAAACGGAUGAAAAGCAUAUUCAGUAUCUUGAAUGGACUGUGAAAGAUGUGACGAAUCGUCAUAUGGCGCUGGCCUGUGGCAGAGAUACUAUGCUGGCUGGCUGUCGGCCGCAUGGAACUCUGGGUAGGAGAGUGUAUAAAAUGUGGAAUCAAACUUGUUGUAUGGCCCGUACGUUUGACUCAAGAGCUAAAUAUACAAGCACAAGGCUUCUAUAGUUGAAGCUCGAUGAUGGUUAUAAGAUAUUCAAUAAUCAUUUAACUUUGGUAGACAAAGAUAAUGUUGCAAAAACAUACAACAUUUCUAAAACUCUACAUAAUUGUUUGGCUGCUUACUAAGGUUGAAAUUUUGUGAAAUGAACAAACUAUAUUACCAGUAGUUACUUUUUUAAAGCUGGCCUACAUGACAAGAAAUCCAAAGUGAGGGAUAUACCUCGAAAUGUUGAAUGUCCUUCGCCAAUUCUCAGGAGGUUCGCCAUUAUUUCACUCGGUAUGGAUAAGCUGUAAUAGCUCAAAGCUCGUAGAUAUUUAAAGGUUCACUGCGUCAAACAGCAGGUGUUCUAUGAAAGGGGAAACCGAACAAUGUAUGUUUCACAACAUUUGUUUUCAGAACAAAUAUUUCUUCAGUACAACCUGAAACGACGAGCAGAGGGAAUUUUACAAUACCGUAAUUCAUGUUUAAAGACAUAUGUUGCCCUAUUGCUCUGCAACCGAUUGUCCAAAUACUAUCUAACUAUAUGAGGGCUGUCGGGUAGUCUAGUGCUUAAAGCGUUCGCUCGUCACGCCGAAGUGUCGGUUCGAUUCCCUACAUGGUUACAAUGUGUGAAGCCCAUUCUUGGUGCCCCCAACCGACAAAGCGGCGUAAAACCAUACUCACUCACUCGCACAAACUUUAUGUUUCUGCUGCUUCUGAUGCUUGACCUUUUUAUAGUUAAACAAGAGUGGUCACCCUCCCAUAGUAUAGCAUAGUGUAGUGAAUAUCACUUGAAGAUUAGUUUGAGGCAUUAACUUGAUCGAACUUUGUUUUAAGUAGGAGAAAGUCCUCAAAGUCCCUAACGGCCUCGAACAAGCUUCACGUGCGAAAAUAAUCGCGAGAUUUCGGACAUUCUCCUUUACUUACACAUGUAAGAUACAGCGAAAAGAUAUUGAAAGAAGCAUUAUUAUAAUACGAUGAUAAGCCCCAUCCACUGCCUUCACAUGACAACUGGAGGUAGUAACAACAAUGUUAAUAAACUGAGCUAGUAUCAUGUGGCUUUAUGUUAGGAUACCAAUACCAAUAAGUACCAAUAACCUCCUUGAACCAUUUGACCAAAAAGAAAGAAUGUGUUUUCCCAAACCGAAACUUGAUAAAAUUAGUAUCUUUUUAUGGAUAACAACUACUUUUAUUCUUUUUGACGAGUUACUUUUUGUCCAUUCCACAGGUGUAUACCAAUGCUAAUAAUUUAAUGCUAUGCUUGUCUGAAUGCUAGGUGAACUAAAGCUAUGAUAUACGUUGAGUGCUUAUGUUUCCUGUAUAGCCCCAAUGACAGGCCGUUCAAAUGAACCUCCAUGUAUACACAUGCACAAAAGUUAAGCGACACCCACCAUAUUUGUGAGCUGUUACUUUUGGCACUUAAUGGCACAGUAUAUUUAUCAUUAUGUUGACAAGUUAUUUCCCUUACAACCCAUUCACUAUCCUGCUGUAGCUAUGUAUCCUGAUUGUCAUUCCACAGUACUUCAAGACACCUGUAGUAUUAAGUCUAUAUAUUAGAUAUUAUUAUGAUAUAGCAAAUAUGAAUUUAGAGAGUUUAUAAUCAAAUAUUCUGAUGAUGACAUAAAUGCAAAUUUAACCCCACAAUCAUUCCAUGUAGAUGCAUUUAUUUAUGUUAUUUGUUUUUGCAUAUAACAGAUUAUACUUAUAAAUGUUACAGCCAGUGUCUUUAAUCAGGCAUAUGUAUAUUGACUCACUCAGGCAAUGUAUAUAUUGUCUUACAUUUUCAGUCAGUAUACAUAUUACUGAAAUGACUCCUUAAUCUCAUUUUAAUUUGGAUCUAUUUUGAUCUUAAGAAGAUCUAAGUAACUUAUGUAAGUAAUGAAUUAUGUUCCCACGGUGAAUUGAUUGGUUCGUCAAACAUGAAAGUAUACUAGAGUCAUAUUUAUGUAACUUAUCUUGAUUGACAUAACAUGCAGUUCAGUAACUGAUAAUGACUGCUAAAAAGUCAUGCAUGUGUAAUCUAAUACUAGUAUACAUGCACAAGUAUACCAAGAUAUCAAAUAAAAUAAUAACAGUCGUUGUGCAAUGCAGAUAUAUGUUGGUGUAAAGAGAAAAAAGAAUAACAUCAAUAAUGUGUUUAUUUGGGAAUUUGAGACAUCAGUUUCGAAUAAGGAAACAUGAAAAGCAAGGCCUUUUGAAUUAAGAAUGAGCUCUAUCUGUAUUACAAUCAUCUGAUUGUCAAACCAAACUGGAUGUAGAAACUGCAAGGUUAAUACAAUCAUCAUUAUAGAGAUUUAAAAUUAGUAUGACUUCAUUGUUCCAAUUUAUAAGAUGAAAAAAAUGUUGGUAUAAUAAUGAUAUGGUAUAUGUAUUUCAAGUAAUAUAUAUAGUGUGUUGUGUCUGAAAACAUUUUUUUUCUAAGUUUUAAAAUCUAAAAAAGGCCACGUUGAUAUAUAUUUAUACACAUGCACAAAACCACCAUAUUUGUGAGCUGUUACUUUUGGCACUUAAUGAUGACUAUUAUAACGAGAUGUACGAUUGUUGUAAGCUGUAUAUGUAAACCUCGUGUGAUGCAAAAGCUGUCCCAAAGCAAGUU
Haliotis rufescens (red abalone) is the source of this 10930-nucleotide messenger RNA. RefSeq names its product protein mono-ADP-ribosyltransferase PARP14-like. Gene Ontology annotation, biological process: negative regulation of gene expression. NCBI's taxonomy places the organism in Eukaryota, Metazoa, Mollusca, Gastropoda, Lepetellida, Haliotidae. Gene Ontology annotation, molecular function: NAD+ poly-ADP-ribosyltransferase activity; RNA binding; transcription corepressor activity. The transcript is spliced from 27 exons. Gene Ontology annotation, cellular component: cytoplasm; nucleus. The coding region runs from base 16 to 7407 and encodes 2463 amino acids. The record is from RefSeq and is a predicted model, not a curated record.